AUGAGAUUCUCUACUUUGUCUUGGCUUCUUAUUGCGGUAUUCACCCAGUCGAUAGUGUCUCUGGGGGCCGUUAUUGGUAUCGAUUAUGGCUAUCAGUUUGGAAAAGCCAUGGUGGUAUCACUUCAGGCACCGCUUGAGAUAGUGUUAACCCCUGAAUCGCAAAGGAAGGAUGAAAAUGGUGUUGCUAUCAGGAUCAUCGAUGGUAUUGUUGAGAGAACCUAUGGUUCGGUGGUUAGUUCUUCAAUCGUGACUCGAUUCCCUAGUAAUUCGUUAAUGCAUUUAAAGCCUUUGUUUGGAAAAUUGGCAGACGAAAACCUAAAUGCUUAUUAUAGAGCACAUCCGGGUGUUAUUUUAAAGGCUAGUGAUCGGGGAUCUGUUGCAUUUUCAAUUAAUGAUCAAGAAUUCCCAGUUGAAGAGGUAGCUGCUAUGAAUUUACAGCAGUAUAUUAAUAGGGCGAAUGACAUGUUGAAAGAAAAGGGUGGUGAUGAUACUGUUGUUCAACUUGCAUUGACUGUUCCUGAAUACUUCACUAUUGAACAAAGGAACUCGCUGAUGGAUGCAGUAUCUCUAAUUCCUUUACAACGUCCAUAUUUGGUCAGUGAGGGUUUAUCUGUUGCAGUUGAUUUUUCUUUAAAACAGAAAUUUGAGGCUGGGAAACGCUAUUAUUACAUUAUUUAUGACAUGGGAACAGGAUCUACAAAAGCUAGUCUUGUUUCAAUCGAGCAGCCCGAGGGUGAUUCUGAACCUUUAAGAAUUGAACUUUUAGGUUAUGGACAUACUGACGAUAUUAGUGGUGUUCAAGUCACACUAGCUAUUUCAGAACUUAUUAGUAACAAAUUUCUAGAACAUCACCGGUCUGUUAGGAGUUCUGAAUUAGAAGCUAGUGCCAGAUCACAAGCAAAGAUUAUUCAAGCUGCUGAAAAAGCUAAACUAAUCUUAAGUGCUAAUGCCGAUGCCAUAGUUAAUAUUGAAUCUUUAUUGAAUGGCAUCGAUUUUAAGGCUACAGUAUACCGGGAGGAGGUUGAAGAAUACUUGGAACCAUUUUUAACUGGCAUCAUUAAACCAAUCAACGAUGCUUUGUCUGGUAAUUUUGGUGGAGAAUCUAUUGCUUUAAGUCAAUUGGAUGGCGUAAUAUUAACAGGCGGUUCUUCUCGCGUGCCUAUUGUAAAAAAAACGCUAGUUGAAUAUCUAGGUGAAGACUUGAUAUCAAAGAAGGUUAAUGCAGACGAAUCAGCUGUCCAUGGUGUUACUAUCAGAGGCGUUCAAUUAUCUAAGGCCUUUAAAAUUAAACCAUUGCAUGUUAUUGACCGUUCUAUUUUUUCUUAUGAAGCCAAAUUUUCUAACCAGGAAUAUAUUGUUGAAAUAUUCUCUACUGGAUCAACCUACCCAAAUAAAACUUCUUUCACUACUCUGCCUCUUAACGGUCCAGUUUCGGAUUUUCAAAUUGAUUUAUAUGAAAAUGGGAGGCUAUUCCAAACAGUCGAUGUUUAUACUGAGCAACUCAAUAUGAAAUUUAUCACUGAGUGUGCAGAUGGUAUUGUCUACAACGCUAAUUUUAGUCUAUCGGCAAACAGAAUUUUUGAAUGUGAAAACGUAGAGGCUGUUUGCUUGGGUGGGUCAGUUACACGAGCUGUCCAAAGUGCUAGUAGUUCUGGAGAUGAAGGCGUUACCAAAGGUUAUGAAGAUCAAGACAUUAACAAAAAUACUGAUAAGAAAAUAGAGUUUCCUGCCAGACCAAAAAAGUUGUCAUUAAAAUCUGAAUAUAGAAAUUUGAAACCAUACAGCUCUAAGGAGAAGAUUAACGCAAGGUCUAAGUUGGCACAAUUGAAUCGUAGUGAUAAAGAACGUGAACAGCUGCAAACACAACUAAAUCACCUUGAAUCUUUAUUGUAUGAUACUAUGUAUUACUUGGAAGAUGAAGAAGUUAUUGCUAAAGGUCCAAAGUCUGAUAUAAAAAAAUUGUCUGAAAUUGUAACCGAAUAUCUGGAGUGGUUGGACUAUGGGUAUGAAGAUGCUUCUCUAAUUGAUAUAAAUGAAAAAAUUGUGGAAGUUUCCACCAUUAAGAGUAAAAUCAAAUUGUACCUCGAAUUUUCGGAUGAGAUAUUUGACCAUUACAGGUUCGAAAAACUGAUCCAGAAUUCUAGAGUCUCUCUAAAUGAGUUUAAAAAUUAUCAGAACAUUUUGAUAGAACAAGUGAAGGUAUUUGAUAAUGAUUUUGAAGCUAUUGGGCUAAAUGCUACCAGAGAAUACCUGAAGAUGAAGGCCCCAAGGAGCGUGAGCUUCUCGCCCACAGAGAGUGAUGUUGUCAUUAAAAACUUAGAAUCACUUUUGAAUGAAAUUGAAGAAAUGUUGAAUACUAACUCGAUAGAGAACAAACCUAGGGAAGAUUUGUUUGAACUAAAUAUGUUAUGUGAGAAUUCAGUGAAGGAACUUGAUAGACUUCAGACUAUAAGAGCGAAUGCCCAUACAUACCGUUUGAGAGAAUUGCAAUCUUUUUAUAACAGAAAAUUGAGAGCGCUAAAGAGAAAGGAUGAAAAGUUGAAGCCAACAGAAUCCGUCAAUUCGGAGAUUUCAGAUGAAACUACCGAUUCCCAUGAGACAACCACAACUACAACUCCUGAGCAUUCAGCUGAACUUGAACACGACGAAUUAUAA
Molecule: messenger RNA, 2655 nt
Organism: Eremothecium cymbalariae DBVPG#7215
Lineage: Eukaryota; Fungi; Ascomycota; Saccharomycetes; Saccharomycetales; Saccharomycetaceae
Gene: LHS1
Product: Hsp70 family chaperone LHS1
Exons: 1
Coding region: 1-2655 (884 amino acids)
Biological process (GO): cellular response to hypoxia; negative regulation of hypoxia-induced intrinsic apoptotic signaling pathway; endoplasmic reticulum unfolded protein response
Cellular component (GO): endoplasmic reticulum chaperone complex
Molecular function (GO): ATP-dependent protein folding chaperone; ATP binding
Source: RefSeq, a predicted model, not a curated record